Messenger RNA from Acipenser ruthenus (sterlet), 2976 nucleotides. Its product is annotated as protein lyl-1-like. The record is from RefSeq and is a predicted model, not a curated record. Gene Ontology annotation, molecular function: DNA-binding transcription factor activity, RNA polymerase II-specific; RNA polymerase II cis-regulatory region sequence-specific DNA binding; protein dimerization activity. Gene Ontology annotation, biological process: regulation of transcription by RNA polymerase II. The coding region runs from base 1000 to 2166 and encodes 388 amino acids. The transcript has 4 exons. Lineage: Eukaryota; Metazoa; Chordata; Actinopteri; Acipenseriformes; Acipenseridae.
CAGUAGGCAGUCAUAGUUGGACUAACCGCAGCCAGGAAGCAAAUUAGCGCCCUGUUCUUCGUAACACCAGAUCUCAACCUGCCUCGCUUCAUUUCCUUUUUGGUCUACGAGAGAUCUGUGUUCGGAGGAAGAUCUAGCAUUAGAAAUCUUAAAGAGUUUUUAGAAAGUUGUUACCCGGGCUUCGUCUGAGCAAACCCCAAAGAGAACGUCGCUUGUGACAUGCGAUCUGGUGCUUGCGUCUCGCUCUGAGGUGCAGGGACACACGGACUCCUGUGCAUGUAUGUCUGAGUGCAAGGGCAGCAGUCUCGCUUGGGGUUUGGGGUUUGUUACAGAGUGCAGAUUAGAGGACGGCGUCAACCUCAAGGAUAGGAUUUAAAAAGACGCUGGGAAUCAGAAAGAUGGAGGAACGGCAUGUAGAAUGUGAACAGCGCUGGACAUGGCAUUUAGUGAGGUAAAUAUUCAAGGGCUGCUGGUGUAUUUCUAUUGGACUCUUCCAAAGAUGUUCGUGUCUGGAAGGCAGUACCUCAUUUGAAAGAAAGAAAAAAAAAGUGACCACACACCUGUACACACACACACACACACACACAAACCGUAGACACGAACAUUACAAUGCAAUGUCUAACACAAUAUAAAGCAGUUUUAACAUUGCUUCAGUGUUGUACGAACACAGUGUACAGUAAGUCUUGUUAUUUUAAGCACACACAUAAAGGCAACUCUUCUGCAUAAAAUAACAACUUAAAAAAAAAUAAAAUCACAGGCCUCCCCCGGCACACAACAGACUCAUAGAGGGACAGACAAAAAAGAUAGACCGACUCAAAUAGGGACAGACAAACACCUAUGCAAGACAGACACGCUGUGGUUUAAACACUUUACACAAGACAGACAUUCAAAAAAAAAAAAAACACAUAAAUGACACACAUUAACAAAAGCCCUUGACAAUCUCACACACACACACACACACAAACCAGACAGAGACCAAACACACGGAAGACAUACAGAAUGAUGGAAAAACUGGACCCCCAGUCCUCCCCGCCCCCUCCCACUCCUGCCCUCAGCGAGAGACAGAGUCCUGAGCAGAACGCUUCUCCUCCCAUUAGCAGCUCUCCUCUUAACGAGAGGGACGAGGCAGGCAGCACGCCUCAGCCCCAGGAAGCCAGCUCCCCUAGAGAUGACGCCUCUGCCAGCUGCGAGGAAGCAUCUGAGCCCGUUUCCACGGAAACUGUCUCUUCAGCCAAUCAGCGAGGGCUGGCGUCGCUCCCGCCCAACGUGCCAGUCAUCAGCCUGGGGCACAGCAAGCCCCCUCCUCCUGCCAGCCGCUGCGUGCCCACCACCAAACUCACUGCCCUCCACCCCAUCCCCUCUCUGUGCCCGACGGACAGUAAGCUGGGCCAGCUUGCCAGCCCUCAGACGCACCCUAUUUCGGCCAUGGCACCCCACUUGCUGCCUCAGUACCUGCCUGGGCACCCCUUUCUCAACAGUGGUUACCUGGGAUCUUCCGGGACCUUCGGUGUGUUCUCCAGCCGUGGCGUCAAGAGACGGCCCUUCACUCACUUUGAGGUUGAUAUUUCGGAAGGUGUGUGUGUUCCAGGUCCUCCUCAGAAGAUGGCUCGCCGGGUCUUCACAAACAGCCGGGAGCGCUGGAGGCAGCAGAACGUCAACGGAGCCUUCUCGGAGCUGCGCAAACUCAUCCCCACCCACCCGCCCGACAAGAAACUCAGCAAGAACGAGAUACUGAGGCUGGCCAUGAAAUACAUCAACUUCCUGGUCAAGCUGCUCAACGACCAGGCCUCUAACCAGGCUGGGGGAGGAGAGACCGAGGAGGAGGAGGAGGAGGAGGAGGAGGAGGAGGAGGUGGAGGGGGCGAUGAUGACGGGAGACCCCAAGAAGAAAGCCCCUCGCUCGCUAGAACCCCAAACAGACUCCGAUCACGCCUCCAUGUCCCCUAAAUCGGCUCUACCUCCCAAACCGGGCCUAGUGGGAGGCAUCCGAGGCAGAGACUCUUCCGAUUCCAUGGUUGCCAUGGGAACCUCGCCCAGCUCCAGUUGCUACGGCGACACAGGUAGCCCGGAGAGUGAGGAAGGGGCGGACCCGAGACAUUUGGUCAGCAAUGGACUUGCAGUGAAGGAACAGACCCUUCUUGCAACCACUGUCAGUGACCACCUGUGAUUUAAUCAAUGAAACAGUAAAGAAAAAUAAUAAUAAAGCAAGUAGUGAAUAAUAUUUAGGAAGUGGGGCUCAUGAGAGUCACUAGGAACCUGCUUCCUUUUUUUGUUGUGUGUGGUUGUUUUGGAUUUCUGUCGUUUUUUGUGUUAUUGGAAGCUUUGAAACCUCUUCUAAAGCUCUCAGAAACCUGCGCGUGAUGUGUCGCUGCCACAGCAACGGUCACUUUCUGAUGGCCACAGUGCACUAAGCAUGCCCCCAAUAUAUACAUUGAAUUGUACAGGAUCGAGAACAUGGCAACAUUGUAAUUGCUCCCUUCUGGGCAUGUAUGUUGGCAGAAAAAAUGUAGCUGGCAGGUUUGAACUGUAAAGGAGUGAUGUUUUCAAACACGCCGUUCGAACCUUCCUCUUGAAGCUGGCAUGGGUCGGGCUGGCCCAGCUGGAUCACUGUUUCCAUGAGCAGUUUGAAAAGAGAGCUGUGUUGAGGGAGAUGGGGCACAGAAAAGCAGAUUCCCAAGCGGUCUGAGGAUUCUUGUCAUGUGACGUCAUUCCGAUGUUAUAAAUCAUGUGUGAGAAAUCAACCAAUCGCGGUUAAGGGUUUGUCCGAAUUCCAGUAUAUCUUGGGUUGACCCGUUGCAUCAUCUCGUGCAGUUUGGACAAGACGACCAGACUGGACAAGAUAGCAUCUCCUAAAAUGGACAAGAGACACCCAGCACACUGCGUCUGUACAGCGUUAUAAUCUCUGUAAAUACAUGUAUCCUUGCAACACCUUGUGCUGAGCGAUCCAGCAUCAAAUAGAUCUAGCAUUUGGAAACUA